Messenger RNA from Sycon ciliatum, 5238 nucleotides. RefSeq names its product rasGAP-activating-like protein 1. The transcript has 20 exons. The coding region runs from base 629 to 4252 and encodes 1207 amino acids. Gene Ontology annotation, biological process: intracellular signal transduction; regulation of GTPase activity. The record is from RefSeq and is a predicted model, not a curated record. NCBI's taxonomy places the organism in Eukaryota, Metazoa, Porifera, Calcarea, Leucosolenida, Sycettidae.
GACUUGGCCGGCGAGCGCACAUUUUACUACUGCCACUACCGACUACUGGCAUUCUUCUACUAGUACUAGUAGUAGCUAGCUAGCGGUAGAUGAAUGACUCCCGGAAGGGAAGGGUUGCGUUCGUGAAACAUCAUAGGUUCAGGAUCUACAGCUGCCAGUGACGUUGACCGACUAGCACUCGGGACUGUGCGGGAGAGAGAAAAAUAACCUCAUCCGAGUUUUUGAAGUUGAACCAUUGGGCAUUGCAUUCGCCCAGCUAGUUUGUCUGGAAGAACCGCUAGAGCAAGUCAACCGUGAGUUUGAGGUAAAGGUUGUGGGCUGCGAGCCGCCAGUAGAUCUACUACUCUGAAACAUCGCGCAAGAAUCAACUUUGAAAGAACGUAACCAUUCGAGACUAGGAGUGACUUGUGGACAGGUGCUGCCGGGCGCUGCUGCUGUGAAAGAAGCGUUUGUGUGUCAGUCAACGCUAACGGCGCUUGACGUUGGGUGGAGAUUGAGUGUUGUCAAGCCUCGCUUGGAGUAACACUUCAUGGCUGUUUACUAAACUGAUAUCUGACGCGGGUGCUCCGUGUGACCGGUACAACGUGUACGCUGGGACUGCGCUGCUGCUCUCAAUCAACAGCUAGCGAUGGCCAGAAACGUUGGCAGAAAGGAGCUUUUACUGCGGAAGGAUGACUAUGAGCGGCAGAAGAACGUGCCAUUAGGUAUGCAGCUUGGUGUAGCACGUGAAACUGGGCAGGUUGCGCAGAACACAACUGUGCAUAUCCGCGUGGCCGAAGCAAAGAACCUUCCGGCCAAAGACAUAUCAGGGACAAGUGACCCGUUCUGCAUUCUGAGGGUGGAUAAUCAGGAAGUUGCAAGGACAGCUACUGUGUGGAAGAGCUUGUCUCCAUUCUGGGGUGAAGACUUCACGCUGCACAUACCACGCGGUUUUCACAACAUCAGUGUGUAUGUCUAUGAUGAAGAUCUCGUUGGUCAAGAUGACAUUAUUGGCAAGUUAUCAUUGAGUCACUCCACUGUCACCAAGUCUGUCAAAGGUGUGGAUGGGUGGUUUCCACUUCAGCCCAUUGUGAAAGAUGAGGAAGUACAGGGUGAUUUGGAGGUGGAAUUCAAACUGGAAGGCCAGCCUGGUCGAGAGUGUUUGCACGUCCAAGUCCUUCAGGCAAGAGAUUUAGCUGCUAAGGAUACCAGCGGCACUUCUGAUCCGUUUGUCAAGUUCACGUUUCGAGGACAGACCUACAAGACCGAGGUGAUGAAGAAGACAUUGUAUCCCAAGUGGUACCAAAGAUUCUCAAUUCCCUUGGCUACACCACUGCAAGAAGAUGAGAUGAUCAAUCUCGUCCUCUGGGACUGGGACAGGAUGUCGCAUAAUGACUUUCUGGGACAGGCACGUGUGUGCGUUGGCAACCUGGACAAGUCCAAUCCACGUAUUGCAUGGUAUCGGCUUGUUGCGAGGAAGUCUUCACCGAAUUUGAGCAGGACUAUGUCCCAAUCUCCGGAGGAUCUGGGUUCAUUGCGGAUCAUGGUACUGGUCCGUGAGGAUACCAUACUACCAUCUCAAUAUUACAAACCACUACUGGACCUGAUGGCCAAGUCUGUCAUGCAACCCUGGACCAAAUAUGCCAAUGUGGUAACGAUGUUUGAAGAGACGGCCGUCGCGGACAAGACGGAAAUGGCCACAAUCAUGAUCAAGCUGUACCUGGGACAGGGCAAAGUUGUGGAAUUCUUGGACUUCCUCAACCAACGUGAUCUGGAAACGAGUGAAAAAUCAACACUCUUUCGUGGAAACUCUUUUGCAACCAAAGCUAACGAUCAGUUCAUGAAGGUUGUCGGUAGUAAGUACCUGGAGCAAGUCUUGAAACCUGUCAUUGACUUGAUCUAUGACGAGAAGAAGAACUGUGAAAUAGACCCAACCAAGAUUGAAGUGUCUGGCAGACAAACAGCUGACAGUGCGAUCGAGGCAAAUGUGGCAACGUUAGCAUCGUAUGUCCUGCGUGCAAUCAAAGCCAUAUUUGGAUCUGUGCGUCAAUGCCCUCCUGUCAUGCGCCUGGCAUUCAAGAGGUUGCGCAAGCGUGUUGAGGAGCGCUUUCCGCUACAAGCAGCUGGUGACGAGAAUGUAUACUACCUGGCACUCAGCGGCUUUCUGUUUCUCAGAUUCUUUGCCCCGGCCAUCCUGUCUCCCAAGCUCUUCUUCUUGAAAGAUGCUCACCCGGACAAGAAAACAUCGCGAACACUGACAUUGGUAGCAAAGGCUAUCCAGAACAUUGGUAACUUAGGGGGCCAGCUGCACAGUGCCAAAGAGUUGUUCAUGAAGCCAUUACAUCCACUCAUCCGGGAUAACGUUGGCCAGUUGAAAGUCUUCUUGGAUCAGCUUGUGGACAUAUCUGAUUCUCUGGACGACCACAGCAUUGUGGGUUACAACUCGAACGCAACGUUAGUCAUCAAGGAAGGCCACCUCAUGAAGAAGAAAGGCUCUAGUCUUGCGCUGGAUGUUGUCGGCUCAAUGGCCAUGCAGCGGCGCUACUGCUGGCUAAGUCGCUUCACACUCAUGUAUGGAAAGAGUGCAGACGCCAAUGAUAAGGAUAAGCACAGCCUCAGCGUACAACGCAUGCUAGCUGUUGAACCUGUUGAUCCAGCGGCGUUUCAGACAACUAACACUUUUCAGAUUGUCUACCAACUGAUGCAGAACAAGAUCGAGACAUACUACUUUGUUGCUCGGGAUGUAAAUGAGCAGCAGCAGUGGAUAUCAAGUCUGAGGAAAGUCUGCCUGCAGAAUCGAGACAUGUGGCCGAUUUAUCACCCGGGUGCUAUGCGCAAGGGCAAGUGGACUUGUUGUCAACACACCGACAAGAAUGCUGUCGGUUGUUCCAAAUCUCACGGAGGUGUCAUUCUCGGUAACUACCAAGAUCCCUUGGAUCCUGAAGCCGAGGCUCAGACGGUCUAUUCACAGUUGUGGAAUGGCUUCCAAGCACUGCGCAGCAAAUACUGUCCAGAACGUCCAUUUCCUUCGCCGUCCAUCGCUAGCCCUUCCUUGGAGGCCGAUCAGUUCACUAUCAAUGUACCAUCUGGCUCAGGGACGCAACAUGCAAAGCCUGAGAGCUCAUCUGGAGCGCAGGCACGCAAGGAAUCAAUGCAUCAAGCCAUGUCCAACCCUGUUGCUUUCCGUCGUACUGGUGAUCAGGACGCAUCAUCCUCAUCACCCGUGCUAGGUACCGCCAUCGACCAGUCUACUCGUGUGCAAGCAUCAGUGAAGCAAGUGGAACCAAGCUCAUCUGGCAAUGUCCGCAUGCAUUUACAGCUGCGCCAAGCAUCGUUCAAGCAGGCAAUAUUACAAGGUGAAGGUGAAGGUGGUGGUGGUGAGGACACGGAUACUUGGCCGGCUGAUACGACAUCCUGCGAUGCACCUGCAGCUGCAGCUACUGUGACCUCUGUACAAGAUGAGCUAUCUCCUGUACUUGUUCUACCGGCCGUCUCAGCACUGUCUGGAGUACCAGAGGCCGAUGAGCAGCAGGAUGAGGGAAAUAGCUCGACAGCAGCAGCAACAACACCGACAAAGGCAUCACCCACUAGUGAUGCAGGUGAUGGAACACCAAAGCAACGUCGGAAGCGCUCUCUCCGCAACGUACUUUCAGAUGCUUUCACGGGUUCGUCUUCACCUGGAAGCUCGCCAAAGCUGCUGAGAUCACAAUCAGCGUCCUCACCCAGCAAGCCGCCGGCCAGCAAGCAAGAAGCUGGCCAGUCACCUCUCUUGCGCCGGGGAGCUACAUCAACGGAAGCACUACCUUCAGCUGGUAAGCCAUCGGUUGUGCGACUGCGGUCUUUGGGUAGUGUGGUUCGUACAGUUGAAGUACCAGCCGGUAUGGAGCUACCCGCAGAGGCUUCUAAUGCCAGUAAUGGUGCUAAUGGCGGCCUGCACCGACACCAGACAGCACCGGAACUUGGUAUUGUCAGCGAUGGCGACUCUACAAGAUGUCAUGCGCAUGAACUGCAUCCACAGUUCAGCAAUCUGAGCGUGAAUAGUCUAGACAGCCUGAUGUCCCCAGUCUCCACAACUCCCGGACAACACCAACACACACUACCAGCGUACGUAGCACACUUUGUGUCCGAAGACAACGACCAUCACUCACUGCCGCUACACCAACCAACACGUGCCAUGUCUGAGAUGCUACUGGAUGAGCUGGAACGCUUGUACAAUGCACAUACAGUGUAUGAAGCUAUGCCAAGACGCCUGUCUGUCCUGGAGUCUGCAUAGUCACACGCCACGUGCCCACAGAGUGACGGCCAUUGGGAGAGAGACUAUGGGCAAUCCGCACUGCAGAUGACCUCUGUUUCUCUCUGGUGGCCUACAACUGUACCGUGUUUGCGUGCGUAUGGAGAAAUAACACGUGUUCUACUGUACCGUGUAUGCGUGCGUAUGGAGAAAUAACACGUGUCUAUUUUUCUCAGUUUAGUUAGGUGCAACCGUCACAUGCUGUCUUCUCAGUUUAGUUAGGUCCAACACAUGCUGUCAUUUCAGAGUAGUGGCUACACUACGUUGUGAAACCUUUGUAAGUAAUUAGUUUGUAGAACCCAAUGAUGCACGGUUUCAGUAACCAUGCAGGAUGGUCGAUGGUUGAAUAUGAUAAGCCUUUCUGCAUGCGUGAUGUCCAUAAUCUAUGUCUAGAAGUGAUGCGAAGAUUCUGUGCUGGCACAUGCACACAAUAUAUUCUUGAUUUCUAGAGAUUAUACAGCAAAACCUCUUUAGUUCUAAACGUAAAUGCCGCUGUGCUGCUAUGUUAUACUACUAAUAUCUACAUGUUGUAUUCCGGUGGUGCAGGUAUUACGCGAUUCUGUGCACUGGCAAUAUGUACUCAUUGAUAUCUUAGAUACAUACUUUAAUAAUAAUAAUAUCUUUAUUAGGAUGACCCAGAGGCUUGUCGCCUAUUUGUGAAGGUAGAGGCAGGCCUGCGCGUCACUAUGGGAUGCUUAUUUUCGCGACUUUUUCCCGAAAGCUAUUGCUGUACAUUGCGCUUCCGCCUGAUUAUGGUUUGCAUUCUGGCGUUCAUUGAUAAAUCCCCUCUCAGCUUUCACCCCCGGCAUGUACUGAUCUCAGACACGAGUCCUGAUACGAGGUUUAUUCUUACAAACCGAGCUGGCGUGCUCCUUAGAAACUCAAACUAUAUGGAAUUUAUAUAUUUAGAAAUCUAUUAUUUCAAUAUCAAGCAGCAGUGGACGUGGAAUACUAGCGGACAGAAUAGA